AUGGCCAUCAACUCUGCCCCCGAGUCCUCCCUCCUUUCCCUCCUCUACCGCUCCUACCCUACCGCCAUCUCCCCCGACGCCACGGAGCCCGACCUUCACACGGCCACCCCCAAAAUCUUUCCGCAGACUAGCUUUUCCGUCGCCGAAGAGGCCGACGUCAAGCAAUGGCUGGCCACCAUCUCCGGUCUGCAGACCGCUCUCAGCAAGGAUGACAAGCCCGUCGUCUCGACCAUCCUCUCCCAGCUGAACUCUCACCUCGCCACCCGCACAACCCUGCUCGGUGCGAAGCCCUCCGUGGCUGAUAUUGCCGUCUACGCUCUCGUCGCUCCUCUCGUCGAGAAAUGGACCCCCGAGGAGCGUACCGGCGAGCAGGGCUACCACCACAUCGUCCGUCACGUCGACUUCGUCCAGAACAGCCGCAUUUUCGCUCUACAGAUCCCCGACGAGGAGAAGGUCACCAUUGACGUGAACGACGUUCGCUUCGUGCCCAAGCCCGUCGACCCCAAGGAGGAGAAGGAGCGCAAGAAGAAGGAGAAGGCCGCUGCCCAGAAGCCCGAGGCUGCUGGCAAGCCCCUCGUUGUCGGUCAGGGCAAGCCCGAGGCUGCGGCCAAGGCCGACGGUGCUAAGGGUGACGCCGCCGCCGCUGCUAAGCCCGAGGGCAAGCCCAAGAAGGAGAAGAAGGAGAAGAAGGAAAAGAAGGAGAAGCCGGCCAAGGCUGCGCCCGCCCCUGCUGCUCCCCCGUCUCCCUCCGUCAUUGACCUCCGUGUUGGUCACAUUCUUCGUGCCGUCAACCACCCCAACGCCGACUCCCUCUACGUCUCGACCAUCGACUGCGGUGACGCCCCGGGCACCGAGAACACCUCUCUGGAUGAGGCCACAGGCAAGACCGUCCGCACGGUGUGCUCCGGCCUGAACGGUCUGAUUCCCCUGGAGGAGAUGCAGAACCGCAAGAUUGUCGCCGUCUGCAACCUGAAGCCCGUCACCAUGCGUGGCAUCAAGUCCUGCGCCAUGGUUUUGGCUGCCUCUCCCCGCGUGGCUGAGGGCGAGGACUCGCACGCUGGACCCGUCGAGCUCGUUUCGCCUCCUGCCGAUGCCCCUGCCGGUGAGCGCGUGUGCUUCGAGGGCUGGACCGAGGGUGAGCCCGAGAAGGUGCUCAACCCUAAGAAGAAGGUCUGGGAGACCUACCAGCCUGGUUUCACCACCACCGAUGACCUCGAGGUCGCCUUUGAGAUGUCUGCCGUUCCGGCCGUGCAGGGCCAGGAGGGCAAGCCCGCUCUGGGUAAGUUGAAGACGCAGUCCGGUGGACUUUGCACAGUCAAGAGCCUGAAGGGAGCGGCUGUCCGGUAA
Messenger RNA from Aspergillus niger, 1347 nucleotides. RefSeq lists its product as uncharacterized. The coding region runs from base 1 to 1347 and encodes 448 amino acids. Gene Ontology annotation, cellular component: methionyl glutamyl tRNA synthetase complex. The transcript has a single exon. NCBI's taxonomy places the organism in Eukaryota, Fungi, Ascomycota, Eurotiomycetes, Eurotiales, Aspergillaceae. The record is from RefSeq and is a predicted model, not a curated record. Gene Ontology annotation, molecular function: tRNA binding.